Molecule: messenger RNA, 1125 nt
Organism: Guillardia theta CCMP2712
Lineage: Eukaryota; Cryptophyceae; Pyrenomonadales; Geminigeraceae
Exons: 7
Coding region: 1-1125 (374 amino acids)
Cellular component (GO): cytoplasm
Molecular function (GO): oxidoreductase activity
Source: RefSeq, a predicted model, not a curated record
AUGCAGGCCAGAGGAGGGGGAGAGGAGGAAGGGAGAGCAGGAGAUACGUGCUAUCAGGAGAGGAUCGUUGUGUGCGGCGGAGGGAUCAACGGAGCGAGCAUCGCGUACAUGCUUGCAAAGAAGGGCAAGCGUCCGUUGCUCAUCGACCGGGAAUGGGAGGAGCGGGGCAGGCAUACGUUCGACCAUCUCGACUGUGUGAUGGGGCUGAUCCCAUCAGACUGGUACAGGGAGCGAUACCUCGAGAACGCCUCCACCAGGACCUUCUCCCUCCAUCAUGCAUGGCAGGCUGAGCUGGAGGCCCUCGGUCUGGGGUACGGAGGAAUGAGCAACGCAACGAUCCUCGAGCCUAUCACGCACACUGUGAGCAAGAUGCUCUUCGACAAGGAGCGAGCUCUCUUUCUGAAGCUCUACAACGAGACAGAUGCUGAUCCCUCCGAGUUCUUCCCCAGCACUGAGGAGAUCUGCCGGAGGUUCCCCUGGCUGAGCCCUGAGUUUGUCUUUGGAGCAUACUACGUCAACACUCAAGACACGGCGAAGAGGGCGUCUCCUCGGGAGCUGAGAAACAGCUUGCUGCUGGCGGCGAUUGAGCUCGGGGCUGAAGUUCGAACGGAGAACGUGACGAGGGUUGAGGUAGUCGACGCUAACACCACGCAACAGAAGUUCAGAGUGGUGACGGAUAGAAGCGAGUUGCUCGCGGACAAGAUCGUGCUUGCCAUGGGCCCUUGGGCAAAGGAAGCAUGCAGCCAAUGGUUUGACAUCGACAUCCCCUUGCAGACCUGCAUUGCAUAUGCGUCCGUCCUCCGCGCGACACCUUUCGAUGACCCUGAGGAUCCUUGCUGUGUGAAGACUCUUGUUCCAUGGCAGAAGGAUGCGGAUUUUCCGGAUGACUACGAGCUCAUCGUGGUUCCGAGGAACGGCAGCAUGACCUGGCUCGGGGACGUGGCUGAUGACGUGGACCCUUCGACCCUAACGGAUCCGCGAAAGUGGGCCGAACACUUUGAGCUGAGCGCGAAACAUGCUCGUGCCCUCCUGUCGGGGGCAGUGGAUCUGAUCCCGAGCCUCCGCGAUGCUGAGAUCAUACAUGCCGGGAUCAAGUUCAGCGGGCUGGUCAAGGACCGGAGGUGA